Molecule: messenger RNA, 1624 nt
Organism: Lolium rigidum
Lineage: Eukaryota; Viridiplantae; Streptophyta; Magnoliopsida; Poales; Poaceae
Product: phospholipase D delta-like
Exons: 2
Coding region: 1-1581 (526 amino acids)
Biological process (GO): phospholipid catabolic process
Cellular component (GO): plasma membrane
Molecular function (GO): D-type glycerophospholipase activity
Source: RefSeq, a predicted model, not a curated record
AUGCAUGCGUCCUCCGCUCUCUCGCACGAGACGGCGGUGCUACUCCUGCUCGCACGUGAAGAGGCGCGCGGCGAGAAGAAAAAGGUAGUGGGCACGCCAUACGCGCACAACCAGAAGUGCAUACUCGUGGACACGCCGGCGUCCGAGGCCAGCCGUCGGAUCACGGCCUUCCUAGGCGGCCUCGACCUCGCUGCCGGCUGCUACGACACCCCGUCCCACAGGCUCUUCGGCGACCUGCACACCGUCUUCCGCGGUGACCUCCACAACCCCACCCUCGGCGACACCGAUGCGAACGACGGACCCCGGCAGCCAUGGCACGACAUGCAUUGUCGGAUCGACGGCGCCGCCGCGUACGAUGUCUUGGAGAACUUCGAGCAGCGGUGGCGGAAGGCGACCGCCAAGCACAAUCAUUGGAAGGACGACACCCUGAUCAAGCUGAAACGCAUCCCCUGGAUCCUCAGCCCCGCCGCCGGAGCCGCCGCCGACGCGCUGCGCGUCCUGCCGGAGGAUGACCACCGGUGCUGGCACGCGCAGGUCUUCCGGUCGGUAGACUCCGGAUCGGUGAAGGGGUUUCCGCGUUCCUGGGAGACGGAGGACAUGGCGGCACGGCACCUGCUCUGCGACAAGAGCCUGGCGGUGGAGCAGAGCAUCCACACGGCGUACGUAGCAGCGAUCCGCGCCGCCGACCGGUUCGUGUAUCUCGAGACCGAGCGGUUCGUGGGGUCGUCGUACGCGUGGCCGCCGUCGUGCAGGCACCCGGGCGCUGGCAACCUGGUGCCGAUGGAGAUCGCGUUGAAGGUGGCGAGCAAGAUCAGUGCCGGCGAGGCGUUCGCUGCGUACGUGGUGCUGCCGAUGUGGCCGGCAGCGGAGGGCCCGCCGGGGUCGGCGCCGGCGCAAGAGGCCCUCUUCUGGCAGGCGCAAACGAUGCGGAUGAUGUACGAGGUGGUCGAGGAGGCGAUCACUGCGGCGGGGCUCGCUGGCAGAGCGCACCCGCAGGACUACCUCAACUUCUACUGCCUAGGCAACCGCGAACCGGCACCACCGCCGUUGCACGGAUGGACGUCGGAGACGGCGGCGGCGCUGGCGCGGAGGCACGGGCGGUUCAUGGUGUACGUGCACUCCAAGGGGAUGAUCGUGGACGACGAAUACGUGCUCCUCGGCUCCGCCAACGUCAACCAGCGGUCCCUCUCCGGCUCCCGUGACACAGAGAUCGCCGUCGGCGCACACCAGCCGCACCACACCGGCGCUGGGGGCCGGCGGCCGCACGGGCAGGUGCAUGCGUACAGGAUGUCACUGUGGGAGGAGCACCUGGGCGGGCUGACUCUCCCGGAGAUGGAGAUGCCGGAGUCGCCGGACUGCGUGCGGCUGGUGAACCGGGUGGCGCGGCAGAACUGGGAGAGAUACGUGUACGAGGGGGAGGAGGUGGAGAAGAUGCAGAUGCAGGGGUACCUUAUGAGGUACCCGGUGGAGGUGAGCGCCGACGGCAAGGUCGGGCCGCUGCCGGGACACGAGUUCUUCCCUGACGUUGGCGGCAAGGUCCUCGGCUCCACCAACAAGCUCCCCGAUCACCUCACCAUGUAGCAUUAUUCUACCGCCUUCUAGAUGACUACCUACUCGUCCCUUU